UCAGUCAGUAGAGCAGUGUGCCGCUGGAGAGCUCUCUCGUCGACCGCAGGCUCCAGCUAAAAAUACGUGACACCUAACGUUUAAUUUUUUCAAUUUUUAUUUAUUAAUUUCUCAUCGUCUUGUCACCUCAAGCAAGAUGUAACUGGUUGACAUCACCCCAAGAAUAUUAAUGCAUUUGAAAAGAGCCGGGAGCGAGUGCGCAGAGACGAGAAGCCGAGCUGUUUUGGCGAAUGGAACUUAUUGUUGUGCAUUUGUUUUGACUAUGUUAGCCCCAAGUGAGUUUGGGUCUAGUCCGUCUCUGUCCGUCGUCGACCCUUGAAUUUUUGGGAUUUAUAUCCGAAUAGUUUAAGGGGAAACAUCGAAGGAGGAUUCUGCAAAGCCAGCAAGCUUUUCCUACAGAGCCGGGGAUUUAAAUCGUCAUUUGGUGGUGCUCCGGGAGAGACGAGAAUCAAAGAAAGAAAUUCAUGUGGCCAUUCUCUCUAUAGCCAAACAUUUUUUUGGGGAUUGCAUAAUGAGCAAGGGACGACCUAAGAGGAAUAUCAUUCAAAAGAAAUAUGAUGACAGUGAUGGCAUACCGUGGUCAGAGGAGCGUGUUAUGCGGAAGGUGCUUUAUCUCUCCCUAAAGGAGUUUAGGAGUGCACAGAAACGGCAGCUGGAUGGUAACGGGACCCCAAACUCCAAUGGUUCCCUAGCCAAUGGGCAGUUGAACGGCUCCGGGUCAAAGGGCAGCCACAAAGAAGAUGGGUCCUUGCGCUCUCAGGGCCAUGGCAGCCAUGAGUACUGUGAGGACGGUCCUGCAAAGAAGAGACCUCGGCUCCAAGCCCAGAGGAAGUUUGCCCAGUCGCAGCCCAACUCGCCCAGCACUACACCCGUCAAGGUGGCCGACCCAGGCAGCCUGAACACCGCCCUAGCUACUGUGCCCUCCACAUCCCUGUCAUCACUCUCCUCUUCGUCCCUGUCCUUGUCCAUUCAGGACCUGUCCAGACGUAAGCCCAAGACGGAGGACUUCCUCACCUUCCUUUGCCUCAGAGGUUCUUCGGCCCUGCCCAGCAACAUGGCCUACUUUGGCAGCUCCCAGGAGGAGGAGGACCUGGAGAACGAUGACGAGGAGGAGGAGGAGGAGGUGAGGAAUGGAGGUGGGAUCCACUCUCACAGUGGGGGAAGCAACAGCCAAGCCUUGGCCUUCUCCUCUUGCCACUCGACACCCCGCAAGGGCAAGCUCCCCGCCAGACAGCCGCUUAAUGGGCAUGUUUUCAACAGCCAUGGUAAAGCUGGGACCAGGGAGAGUCCGAGGCCCAAGGCGGGAACUCACGGCAGGGAUGCGCCUGCACCACCACUGCCACCUCCUCCGCCUCCACCUCCGCCCCUGCUGAGGGAGCGCAGUGAGCGGGCGGAGGCACGGGAGCAUGCAAGGGAACAGCAGGCCCUGGCCAGCAGUAGAGGCUCAGCCAUUGGGCUGCCACCAAGGAGAGCUGCUGAGGAGCUACGCAAACAGGCCUCUAAAGUGAAUGGGCUGACGCGGGCGGGCUCGGCACAAGCUGUCGGUGGUGCCAAAAAGAGCCGUGACUUCCGACUGCCGUCCAAAACUGUGAAGAAAUACACAGCCACCGUGUCCAAGGGCCACGUCACCUACACCAAAGCCAAACAGAAAGAACUGGGCAAGAAAACCAAACUCAGCAACAGCAACAAACACAACAGCGCCGCCUCGACACCAUCGUCAGCGAACAAUCACAAUCAGCACAGCCAGCCAGCAGCCAGCAAUGGGCUGGCCAACUCAGGAAAAGCAGCGGCACCAGCCCACCACAGCAAUGCAAAAACCCGCAAACAGGUGCUAUUAUCCAAUGGGCUGCACAAUGUGGCUGCCACCGCCCGCCUCAACGGCAGGCUAAAUGGGCAGCGGCACAACAUCUUGACCAGGGAGGACGGGCAGAGACAGUAUCAGCAGGGGGAGUGCCCGGGUCGAGAGGGACUGCGUAACUCAAAGCGGCGUCUAGAGGUGGUCCUCAAUUCUGUGGGGACAGGGAUUGUUGAUCACAAAGCCAAAACCACUGGCACUGAAGCCAAGAAAGCCAAGCUUCAACCCACGCCCCUGGAGACACGCAGCAGCAAGAAGGCGGCCAAUCAAGAGAAAGUUGCCACACAAACCACCACCCCUACCACUCCAGUUUCUAAUGGACAUGAAUCAGUCACAUCCCCUGCUCCUAAACAAAGUCCUCCUGUUACCCCACUUCCACUUCCCUGUACCCCUCCUCAACACACCCCGCCUCCUUUUACACCAGCAGCCAAUUCGGAGCCGGUGAACCAGCGACCCAAGCGGGCAUCAGCCGGCAAGCUGAUGUUGAUUCGACAAGCGCAGCAGCAGAGCAGGUCUCACGGUCGGAGCUCCUCCUCCUCAUCCCCUUCAUCAGGCCAGAAUCAGCCACAGAACCCCAGUCGUACCAGCACUACCUCAGACCCCCAACAAACCUCUGUGUCCUCCUCCACCACCUCCUCUCUGCUUAUAUCCACCAACAACACCGGACUCAAGCCAGCAGCUUUUCGGCCCACUGAUCGUGACAAGGAGUGGGAGCAUGAGAAGGAGAUGGCACGCCAGAAGGAACGUGAGCAGGAAAAGGAGUGGGAGCGCCAGCGGAGCAGGCCAGAUGGAUGGGCAGCACUGGGUGAAGCCCCUGUCUUCCGGCCAGUGCCGCGGGAGUUCCAGGACCCUCUGGUGUACUUGGAUGCGGUGAGGGAACAGGCCGAGGUGGCUGGCAUGUGCCGCGUGGCUCCACCAACCGACUGGAGGCCAGAGUGCAAACUGAGCGAGGAGAUGCGUUUUGUUACACAGGUACAGAGGGUCCACAUGCUUGGCCGGCGCUGGGGGCCCAACGUGCAGCGGCUGGCCUGCAUCCGCAAGCACCUCAAAUCUCAGGGCAUUACCAUGGAUGAGCCUCCUGUCAUUGGUGGCUGUGAAGUGGACCUGUCACGUUUUUUCCAGCUCAUUAAUGAUAUGGGCGGCAUGCAGCAAGUGAUGGACCUGAAAAAGUGGACCAAGCUAGCUGACCUUCUGCGCAUCCCUAAGUCAGCGCAGGACCGGCUGGCCAAGCUGCAGGAAGCGUACCUCCAGUACAUCCUCUCUUAUGACUCGCUCAGCGCCGAGGAGCGCCUGCGACUGCAGGCCGAGGUGCUGCAGGAAAAAAAGAACCUGGAGUUGCGCCGGGGCCCUCUGGAAGGACUCUCGGACUCCUCAGCACCUAGUGCACUGGUGCUGCCGCGCUAUGAGCCCAAGAAUGGGCUAGUAGGUGGGAUAGUGGGAGGGGCAACAGGAAACCACCGCACCAAUGGAGUGUAUCACCAUCUGAAGGAACUGGAGGCUCAGGUCAAAGCGGGCCGGCGCCGGCUCUUCGCUCAGGAAAAACAAGGCAAAGAGGACAGGCAGCAUGGAGAGGAGCAACAGCAGCAGGACGAGGACAGGGGCGUUCUCAGUGACCAGCACAAAUGUAUUAACAAGGGGAAAUCUGUGUCUUUGACUAACUUCUUCAGGAUAGCCCGGAACACCAUGACCAUGUGCUUUAACAAGGAACCAGGGGCUGCUGAGGUUGAGGAAGAGUAUUGGAGGAUUGUGGAGCAGAGAGACAGCCAUGUGGCGGUGCAUUGUGGGAAGGUGGACACCAGUACACACGGCAGCGGAUUCCCCACAGGAAAGUCAGAGCCAUUUUCAAAACAUGGAUGGAACCUCACUGUCCUCCCCAAUAACUCUGGAUCCAUUCUGAGGCAUCUGGGUGCUGUGCCUGGGGUGACCAUUCCCUGGCUUAACAUUGGCAUGAUCUUUUCUACCUCAUGCUGGUCUCGAGACCAAAAUCGCCUUCCAUAUGUUGAUUACUUACACACUGGUGCUGAUUGCAUUUGGUAUUCUGUCCCUGCUGAGGAGAAGGCUAAGCUGGACAAGGUGGUCCAUACACUGCUUCAGGCCAAUGGCACCCCAGGACUAGAAAUGUUGGAAAAGAACAUCAUGAUCUCUCCAGAGGUGCUGUGCCGCGAAGGGAUCACGGUUUACCGUACGGUCCAGCGGAGCGGCCAGUUUGUGGUCUGCUACCCAGGUGCUUUUGUCUCUAAAGUGUGCUGUGGCUACAGCGUGUCAGAGACGGUGCACUUUGCCACACCGCACUGGAUGAGCCUGGGUUACCAGGCUGCAAAGGACCUGAAAUGUCGUCGUAUAGCCAAACCCUUUUCCAUGGAGAAGCUACUGUACCAGAUUGCCACAGCCGAAUCCAAGAGGGACAAUGGCCUUCUCCUCACCACCAUCUCCGCCCUACUCAAAGACCUCAGGAACAUAGAGAUGCGCCAACGGCAGGAACUGUACAAGGCAGGUUUGCUUUCCUCCGCCCGCUACGGCACACAUGACGGCAGCCUAGGGCCCGGUGAGGGACGCAAGAAGCCCCGCGGGAAAUGGCUGGCACUGGAGUCCUCAGAGAGACGCUGCCAGAUCUGUCAGCAUCUCUGCUACCUGUCCAUGGUGGUUCAGGAAACUGAUAAUGUUGUCUUCUGUCUGGAGUGUGCCCUGCGUUACGUGGAGAAGCACAAGUCCUGCAGAGGCCUUAAGAUGAUGUACCGAUACGAUGAGGAGCAAAUCAACAGUUUGGUGAACCAGGUGUGUGGCCGGGCCAUGUUAAAGAGUGCAGGUGGUGGAGUUGUCGUCAGUGCAGUAGGGGGGGACCCCUGCCAUGGCUUAAGCCCCGCCAAAGCAUCGCCGGCCAAGCGUGGCCCCCGAAAGCGCACCACCGUGGAGGUGUCCCUGGCACGCUUGUCCUCCAGCCACAUUCCCAAGGCUGCUGCUGUGUCCUGAGAGGGACGCCACAACAUCACCACCCAGUAGGCUGUGCACUCCCAAACGGCCGUGUUUUGUUUUACAUUAGGCAGGAUCACUAUCAAUCCCUCCUCCACCACCACCCAGUUUUUAAGAUUUAUUGAUUGUUUUUGAGCUUUGAAAAUCCCCUUACCUGACCUCAGUUCUCCCCCCCAUCCCCCCACUUAGUAUGACAGGCUUGUUUAUAAAAAAGAAAAGAAAAAGGAAAGCAAGAUGUCUUUUUUGCACUAGUGUGAAAGAAGAAUUUGUUUUUAUUCUGGAGGAUUUUAAUUUUAGAAACCCCCCGUCCCUCCUUAAGUCAUCCUUUACAACAUUACAAGCAUUAAGUGUAACGUUCACAAGAAGACUUGAUGGGCCUGGUUUUACCCUUUACCUCCAUCUUCCCUCAAAUGAAAUGGGUUACAUUUGUUACCUUCUUCUUGCAUCACUCUUUCCUGCCCUCAUCUCCCCCUGAGACUGAACCCCGUCCCUUCUCAUCAUGCGUCACUGAACUGUGAACAUGGGACAAAUGGAAAAAGGCGGCCUUUUUUCUCCCUCUCCAGUUUUGUGAAAGGAAAAUGACAUCAAGUAGUUACCCAAAGUUUCUCUCUGUCCUUGGUUUGAGGAAGAAGAGUCCUUUUUUUAACAAUUUUAUUCUUUCUUGAUGCAGCUCCUGCAUUGUUUUUAUUUUGAAAGGGGGGGUGGUGCCGCGAGGUAAAAACUUGAAAGACAGACAUUGGUUUGUUGGUUGGCUAUUUGUUUUUUCAAGUCCUAUUUUGAAUUUUAGCUUUGUUUUUUGCUAGUUUAUUUGCAAGAAGUCUUCUGUGUAUUUUAUUUUUUUUUGUCAUUGUGGAUGUUUCUGUUCGUUGGUGGAUAUGAGAGGGGGGCAGAACUACAGCUGCUUGACCUGUGUAAGGUCACCGCUCAACUCACUUCCUGGUAGUAUGGAGGGAUCCCUCCUUCGCUAGCAAGUGAAAACUGUGCCUGAUACUUGGCGAGGAGAUCCAUUUUAUUGGUGCUGUUGGUUAUAAUUACUGUAUAACACAAAAAUAAGAAACAUUUGGGGGUUAGCGCCUGCUGUCGGCUAACCGCUAGCUCACGCACCCCCACCCCACAGGGCAGAAAGGCUUUGAGGCUUUUCUGGUUCUAGAUGUGCAAUCGUGUUAACAUUCCAUUCUUCCAGUCCUCUUGUUUCAUCUGUACCAGUAAACAUUAAUUAUUAUAUUAUAUUAUAAUUAUUUUUUGUGUGUUUUUUACUUUGUUGGUCUGAUGUGUUAUCUCAAGUAGAGCCACUAGUCAAAGAGUAUAAAAUGUGAAAUCUAAGUUUUGGUUGUUUUUUUUUAAAUUGUCCUUUGUUUUUUGGCUUUAGCAUUUUUUUUCUUUUCCAGAUAUAUGAUGAGUGAUUUUUAAAGAGAGGAAAAAGUCCAACACAAACAAAACAUCAACUUUUUUUGUACAUAAUCCUGUAAAUUACUUUAAAUACUUGAGCCUUUUGCUGGGGUUAAGGAAGUGAGAAAGGAAGGAAGGAAGGACUAGAGAAGAGAAAAAGUUCCAGAGGAGAGUGGUUGAUGAAGAAAAAGCCUUACAUUUCCCUUUCUUCAUCCGUGUGAGUUUGACGCUUACAGGGUUGCUCUGGUAAACGUGUAUAAAUAAAAUUUAAGUGCUGCUUAUAUCACUAAGAAAGAAGAUAUCGAGUAGCCAACAACUGCCCCUCCCCAACCUAGUUUUGUUUGUUUAGCUUUACUUUUUUAAAGAAAAGGGAAAAAAUAUGUUAAAAAAAUGGGUUUUUACAUUUUCAUUACUGAAAAUUCAACAAAAAUGUAGUAGCUACUCAUGUUGCACUGAGCUUGCCAGUGGUGACUGUCAAGGAAAAAUCCUAUUAUCCAGUUUGUUGGUUGUCGUCCCUCACAGAAGACUGAACUGUUUUAGGACUAUUUAAUGAAAUACCAAGUCGGGUGUUUUCAACAUAAAACGGUGGUUGUCAAGUUUUUAUGGCCUUACAAUAUAUUUUAUUCUGAUGGGAUUUUGUUUUUCAUUUUUUGUGUUUGUUUCUUCCAUUUUCUACAGUAUAAACUACUUUCUCACAGUGGGGUCUCUGGUGACUUAAUUUAUUAGUGCCGCAUCUCGGCCUUUCCCUCCACUCAGAAAGAGUGUCUCAUGUUGGUUAUAUUGACAGUUUUUACUUUUGCAGUUUGUACUUGAGGUUUAAUAAAAACUUACGACAAUUCACUGUCUUUCCUUUGCAA
Molecule: messenger RNA, 7071 nt
Organism: Etheostoma spectabile (orangethroat darter)
Lineage: Eukaryota; Metazoa; Chordata; Actinopteri; Perciformes; Percidae
Gene: jarid2b
Product: jumonji and AT-rich interaction domain containing 2b
Exons: 18
Coding region: 512-4825 (1437 amino acids)
Biological process (GO): regulation of gene expression; chromatin remodeling
Cellular component (GO): nucleus; chromatin
Molecular function (GO): DNA binding
Source: RefSeq, a predicted model, not a curated record